Messenger RNA from Sardina pilchardus (European sardine), 3022 nucleotides. It is a transcript of the gene ubtfl, whose product is annotated as upstream binding transcription factor, like. The record is from RefSeq and is a predicted model, not a curated record. Bases 205 to 2373 code for a protein of 722 amino acids. The transcript has 20 exons. NCBI's taxonomy places the organism in Eukaryota, Metazoa, Chordata, Actinopteri, Clupeiformes, Clupeidae.
UGGAAACUGUUCCGCCCGUGUUCGUGCUGGCUCGCGCUAGAAAGGUCUGUCACUCUAGGCUAACUCUGUGGCUAGCUACGUUGGCUGGCUAACCAAUACAAUUCACCUCGGAUUACACCUGCAUACGAAGACGUGAACACUUUGUCCUGCACAACUUAAUGGUAGAGGCUGUAUCCAUUUGGAACUGCCCACAGAGUCUCCAUCAUGAAUGGCAGUACAAGUGUCUCUGCCGCCCAGACUGGACGAAUCAAGUCAGAGAUAGUAGAUGAUCUGUGGAGGAAGGAAGACUGUCUGACAUUACUGGAGAGAAUCCGCAGCCUACUGGCUGACAGUGACUCAAUGAAGUACAAGACCACAGAGUCUCACUUUGACUGGGAGAAAGUGGCCUUUGGCUCUUUCUCAGGGGAUUUGUGCAAGCAGAAGUGGCAGAAGCUCUCCUGUGAGGUGCGCAAAUAUAGAACUAUGACCGAGCUUAUUGUGGAUGCCAUUGAAUUUGUAAAAAAUCCAUACAAAGGAAAGAAAUUAAAGACGCAUCCAGACUUCCCAAAGAAGCCUUUAACCCCUUACUUUCGUUUCUUCAUGGAGAAACGGGCAAAGUAUGCCAAGAUCCACCCAGAGAUGAGUAAUCUUGAUCUCACUAAGAUUUUGUCCAAGAAGUACAAAGAACUCCCAGAGAAGAAGAAGCUCAAGUACAUCCAAGAGUUCCAGAGAGAGAAGGAGUCCUUUGAGAAGAACAUGGCACGGUUUAAAGAGGACCACCCAGAGCUGAUAGAGGAGAGAAAGAAGUCCGACCUCCCUGAGAAGCCUAAAACUCCUCAGCAGCUGUGGUACAACCAUGAAAAGAAGACCUACAUGAAGCUUCAUCCAGAUGUUAGCCAGAAGGAACUGAAGGAAGCACUACGCCGACAGUGGUCUCAGCUGUCUGACAAGAAACGUCUGAAGUGGAUCAGCAAAGCCCUGGAGCUGCAGAAAGAUUACGAGGAUAGCAUGAGGAUAUACUUUGAGGCACACCCCGACUCCAAUACAGAUGAGCACGUCAAGUCCGUCCUGACCAAAGCCGAGAGGCAGCUCAAGGAUAAGUUUGACGGCCGGCCUACCAAACCUCCACCAAAUGGCUACUCGCUGUACUGUGCCGAGCUGAUGGUGAACAUGAAGGACGUGCCCAGCACGGAGCGUAUGGUGCUGUGCAGCAAGCAGUGGAAGAUGAUGACGCAGAAGGAGAAGGACAUGUUCCAGAAACGCUGUGAACAGAAAAAGAAGCAGUAUGAGAUCGACCUCCAGCGAUUUUUAGAGAGUCUGCCGGAGGAGGAGAGGGAUCGGGUGCUGGGAGAGGAGAAGCUGCCGGGCUCCAGGCUGGCCAUGAACAGUACAAACAGCCCUCUCCGGGCCAAGUCCCCCUCAGUAAAGGAGAGGUGUCGGGAUCCUGAGAUGAAUCAUUGGGCACCGGGUGUAGCGAUCAAAGACAAGAAAGACAACAAAAAGAAAGGUCGUCUCCCCGAAACACCCAAAACGGCGGAGGAGAUGUGGCAACAGAGCGUGAUCGGUGACUACCUGGCCAAGUACAGGAGUGAUCGGAAAAAGGCCCAAAACGCCAUGGAGGCUGCUUGGAAGGCGAUGGAAAAGAAAGAGAAGAUCCCAUGGAUCAAGAAAGCAGCGGAGGACCAGAAGCGAUACGAGGUUCAGUACCGGACCGUGAGAGAGCUGGUGGAGAUACGGACGCCAACGGCUGGACAGGGGCAGCGGAAGCCCAAGUUUGAAGGCGAACCGAAGAAACCGCCUGUGAGCGGCUACCAGAUGUUCUCGCAGGAGCUGCUGACCAACGGCGAGCUGAACCACUUCAGUCUGAAGGAGCGCAUGGUGGAGAUCGGCAAGCGCUGGCACAAGCUGAGCCAGAGCCAGAAGGACAAGUACAAGAAGCAGGUGGAGGAGCAGCAGCUGGAGUACAAGGCGGAGCUGGAGGUGUGGGUGAAGUCCCUCUCUCCUCAGGAGCGUGCUGUGUAUAAAGAGUUCUCCACCACGAAACGGCGGAGCACGGCCAAGGCACGAGGUCCCGGAGCGAAAGUGCGCAUAACCAAGGGGAAGGCGGUAGGUGCCAGAGCCACAGGAGUGGGGGCCGGGGGGGGCAAGCGUUCCAUGGCGUACCGAGCCAAGCAGGACACGUCAGAGUCAGAUGAUGAGGACGAAAAGACGGACACGACAGACUCUGAGGACGACGACGACGAGUCAUCUGGCAGCACAGACAGUGAUGAUGAUGACGACGAUGAGGACGAGAACGACGAGGAGGACGAUGAGGAGGACGACGAAGACGAGGACGGGUCAGACGCCACCAGCAGCUCAUCCUCGGAGGACAGCAGUGACUCGGACUCGGACUGAAACCCCGCGCCCAGCCCCCCCUUCGCAAAGGGAAGGGAAGGGGAGGGGCAGUGCAGGACACGCCCCUCUCGAUCAAGGCCCCUUCAUGCCACCACGGCAUGUGGGAGAGCUGUGGCUGUGACCUCUCCACAGUGGCUGGAGUGUAGCCCCUGCGUCCACCGCCGCCAUAGAGCCAGCAGCAGCAGAGGAGGUGAAACAGCAAGUGGGCUUCUAGGGGUGUGGGGGGGAGAACGGCUCUCUGCCUCCUGGAACCCAAGAGACUUUUACUCAACUGGACAACUUCUGAUGUUGUUUUUGUUUUUGUUUUUUCCUUUUAAGGAGCUGUGUUACUUGUGUGUUGAAUGCAAUGUUUUUUAUGGCCUUUAUAUAGGUGUUAUUAAAAGCUACGUUGCUUGUUUAUUUUUUUAAAACCUGAAAAGGAAAGAAUGAAGCUAAUUGCUGGGUUUUGAAUUUUUUGUGGGAAAGUUUGAAUGCGUCUGGUAGGUGCUGAUAAGGUUUUUGGAGAUGGACUGUAAAAUUGAGACUAGACCAGCUGCCUGUGUACAUCCUAACCAGAUGUGACGAAGAAGAGGGCUAUGUUUAGCAGCCCUGGUUUUGAUCAUUCUCUGGUCAGAUCCACAAUAAAUGCACUUUUUCCCCUCUUGUAUUA